This is a messenger RNA of Ascoidea rubescens DSM 1968, 2529 nucleotides long. It is a transcript of the gene ARP5, whose product is annotated as actin-related protein ARP5. The record is from RefSeq and is a predicted model, not a curated record. Lineage: Eukaryota; Fungi; Ascomycota; Saccharomycetes; Ascoideales; Ascoideaceae. Gene Ontology annotation, biological process: regulation of DNA-templated transcription. The coding region runs from base 245 to 2512 and encodes 755 amino acids. The transcript has a single exon. Gene Ontology annotation, cellular component: cytoplasm; Ino80 complex.
AUUGUUCUUUCCAGAAGAACCUCGGAAGUAUGUUCCUCAGCACGUGUUUUUUUGAUCUGGAAUUAAACUUUGAAGAUUUUUGAUUCAAAACAUUUUGAAAUUUGGUUUGAUGAGAUUUCAAAAUAUCAGUUAAUCUAUUUUUUGUGUUUGGGUUUGUUAAUUGUUCUGGUAUUGUUUGUUUGGUAAUUAGAAUAAAUUUCUGGCUGCCUAUAUAUUUUUGGAUCUUUUAAUAUUCUUUCCAAUCAUGACUGUAAUAAAAGUCAAAAGUAACAAAGAACUUCCUCCCCAAAAGAUAUAUUAUUUACCUGAUCAAAUCUCUCCUGAUUCUACUGAGCCUUAUAACUCUCACUAUGGUGCUGGCAUUCCAAUCGCAAUUGAUUUUGGAACAUCUGAUAUGAGAAUUGGGUUAACAAAUAAUUUGUCUCCUUCAAAUAUCUUUCCAUCUGUAAUUUCUCGGUAUAGAGAUCGUAAAUUGGCUCAAACUUUAACUUUUGUCGGCUAUGAUGUUUACCUAGAUUCAAGUUUUAAAUCCUCAUUAAAGACUCCAUUUGAUGGCCCUCUAAUAACUAACUGGGAUUAUGUGGAAUGGAUGCUAGAUUACUCCUUUCAUCAUAUCGGUGUUGAUUCCGAUGGUUUUGUUGAUAAUCCUAUAGUUAUGUCAGAAUUAUUAGGUGCCCCUUCACAGCAAAGAAAAAAUAUGUUGCAAUUAUUAUUUGAAGCAUAUAGAGUACCAAAAGUUACAUUUGGCAUUGAUGAUUUAUUCUCCUAUUAUCAAAAUAAUGGUAAAAAUGGUUUAGUGAUUGGUGCUGGUAAUCAAGCUAUAAAUAUCAUCCCCGUAAUAAACUCAAAACCAAUUUUAACUGAAGCUAAAAGAAUCAACUGGGGUGGCAGUCUGUGUGUUGAUUACUUGUCAAAAUUGAUUAAUCUAAAAUAUCCUUAUUUUCCAUCAAAGAUAAAUAAUCAUCAGUUUGAAAUCCUAAUGAGAAAUCAUUGCUAUGUAUCAAAAGAUUAUCAAGAAGAGAUAAACCAUAUUUUUGAUUUGAAUGUACUAGAAAAAACAGAUGUCUUAAUUGAAGCUCCAUAUGUUGAAAAUGUCCAGCCUAUUAAAACCGAAGAAGAACUAAAAAGAAUAGCCGAAAAGAGAAAAGAAAGUGGUAGAAGAUUACAAGAACAAGCUCAAAAAUCUCGUCUAGAAAAAUUAAUUCAAAAGGAAAAAGAUUAUGAAUAUUAUACAAAAUUAAAAAACAGUUUAGAAGAAUUAAAUAAAAAACAAAUAAUUCAUACUUUAGAAGCUGAAGGCUUUGAUGAUGAAUCUGAUUUUAAAAAAUAUUAUAAUAAUUUAGAAAAAUCAAUUAAAAGAGCAAGAAAAGCUGAUAUAGGUGGAAACAAUGAUGAGAUCGAAUCUGAAACCCCACCUGAAUUCCCAUUAGUCGAUAUUCCCGAUGAUCAAUUAACUGAAGAUCAAAUAAAGGAAAAAAAAACUCAAAAGUUUCUUAAAGCAAAUUAUGAUGCUAGGAAGAAAGCACACGAAGAAAAAUUAUUGGAAAAGAAAAGAUUAGAAGAAUUGGAAAUUCAAGAAGAAAAAUGGAGAAAAGAAGAUCUUAAUGGCUGGAUUCAAGACAAAAGAAAAAAAUUAAAUUCUGUACUAAAGAAAAAAAAAGAUAGAAAAAAAUUAAGAGAAGAAUUAAAUGAUAGGAAAUCUCAUGCUGCUCAGAUAAGAAUGAAAAACAUAGCAGUUUUGGCUGCAGAAAAUUCAGUUCCAAAUACAUCGGGAAAUAAUACUAGAAGCUCCAAGAGAAAGAGAACUAUUACAAUAGAUAAUGAUCCCAAUGAUACAUUUGGAGCUAAUGAUGACGACUGGGCAAUUUACAGAGAUAUUGCUAACGUUGAAGAUGAAGAUGAAAUUGAGGAAGAAAAUCAGUUAAUGUUAAAAUUAGAAGCUGAUUUGUUACAAUAUGACCCCAAUUUUUCAAUUGAAAAUACUUAUGAUUCUCAAUUCAACUGGAGAAAAAGUAUAAUUCAUAAAUUUUUAAGAGGUCCAAGAGAUUAUGAUUCAGAGAAAACACAGCACCAAUAUCAAUUUCAUAUGAACAUAGAAAGAAUAAGAGUUCCAGAGACAAUGUUUCAACCAUCAAUUGUCGGUGUGGAUCAAGCAGGUAUAUCUGAGUUAAGUGAAAAUAUUAUUGUUAAUAGAUUGCCCAGUGAGGGAUUUUAUUCUAAAAAUGAAAUUGAAAAAGCCCCAAUCAUUAAUGAUAUAUUUUUAACAGGAGGGCUAUCUCAUUUUAAAAAUUUUGAUGAAAGACUAAAAAAUGACUUUACAUCUUUCUUGCCUGUUAAUUCCAAAAUUAAUAUCAGAAGAGCUAUUGAUCCAAGAUUGGAUGCGUGGAGAGGAAUGGCCAAAUUUUCUAAUAAUAUUGAUUCUAAAAAUGCUUUUAUAACCAAACAAGAAUAUGAAGAAAUGGGGCCAGAUUAUAUAAAAGAACAUAAUCUAGGCAAUUUUGGAUAUUUUUAAUGCAGUUUUAAGUUUUC